GCCUAGGAAAUCCCAUGGACAGAAGAGCCUGGCGGGUUACAGUCCAUGGGGUCGCAAGAGUCAGACACAACUUAGCAACUAAACCAGCCCCACUCUUCCAGUGGCCUGCAAGGCCCCACACAAACUGAAUUCUCACCUCUCCAGCUUAAUGUCCUGUGUGGCUGUUCCAUGUCCAGCCACAGCGGAGGGUCCUUGCAGAUCCAGGAACACGAGUCACUGAUUCUUGCUCUGCUCUGAAUGCUCCCCUCCCCUGGACACCAGCACGGCCCACACCUGCAUCACUUUCCAGCGUACUCAAAUGUCAUAUUCUCACAGGACCUGUUACUCCAACCACCCUCUCUACUCUGUACCACACCCCACACUCAUCUCCUGCUCCACUUCUCCUCUAACAGAUAGUCCUGACUGCCUUCGAAUUUACUGGACAAUUUGUACUUAUUUCUUAAGUUUAUUGUUUAUUCUGUGUUUCCAUCCACUAGAAGAUGAGCUCCAGGAGGGCAGGAUUUUUUUUCUUCUGCUUUGUUUCCUCAUAUUCCCAGUGCCUAGACACUGCCUGACGCAUAACAGGGACUCCGUUAACAUGUACUGAAUGAAUGAAUGGGUAAAUAAAUGAAUGAGAUCCUCAAGGAUCUUAAAAUGGACUAACCGCUGUCCCCUAGUCCUCUCUCUUCCCCAACACAUAUCUGCCAAUGAUCUUUCCCAGAAAUACAUCGAUCGUUUGUUGUCACCAGUACUGUUGAUACUUUGUGGCCAAAGGGUUCGAUUUAAUUGUAAGCUUCACGGAAGCUUGGUAGAGGAAAUGUGCUCACGACUUUGGCUCCAUGUCAGAGUUAAAUGGUGACCUUGGCUUACUUUGCUUCCCUUCAGAGGGUAUUUCUUAAUCGUAAAGGGAACACACUAUCCUUAGAAAAAAUACUGUUUUUGCCACUUUCAGCUUUAAAGUGGCUAUUUGAUAUGGCCUGCGUGUCUGUCCACAGCAGCUGAAAAAGCUUAAGGUGAGAGGCUCAGAGAAAGACCCAUUGUGUCAUUGGACCGAAGUGCAUCAUAAGAUGAAAUUAGUUUACAAUAACUUAUUUACCUGUCCACAUCCUUCAUAUCACAUUAAAGCUUUCCCCAGCUAGCCGGGACUCUGGAGUGCUAAGAGGAAAAGGGAAAAUCAAUUGAUAAUGAUAUAUUCAAUUUAGAAAAAUAUAUUGAUCCCCAGGUAAUGACAAUUGUGCAUUUAUUGCAGUGGAGGGGAUGUUGCCUGUCCUGAAGAUGGCAUUCACAUAUAUUAUAUUUGAAAGAGGAAACUAGGAAUAACCCUGCCUCCCCUUAACAUAUAGUCUCUUUCUAUGAGGUAUUAAUCUAUAUAUUUCAAAAAAAAAAACCUUCUCUCCCGGGAACCCAUCGUUUGCCUCCUCAAGGUCUUCUGGUCCAUUGUCUAAAAGUAAUGGUUUGUUUCAGUGGUUCUCAAGUUUGUGUCCUGUUCUCUUUUCAGCAUUAAAUUAAAGAUGUACAUUUUUUAUUUUUUCCCAUCUCUGGAAUUUCUUGGUUUGGAUUAGAUGAAAAAGAAUGCCACGAUUCUCCUUCUUAUUGAGUGAUUAUGGCUUUGCUGUGGGGAUUAGAGCCUUGUGCAUUGGGGAGUGGGGAAUUGAGAUCUCGUAUCUGCCCCCGGGGUUCUCUGCUACCCACUCAGACCCCCUUAUCUUGGUGGCCAGGCCAGAGUUUGGGCAUGGCCUGUGCGUGGUCAUCCACACCAGGAAAUCCAAGGUAGGGACAAGCUCCCAUUUAGGAUGGGGACCACCUAAGACGCUGGAAUUCCAAAAAAAGAGCUUUUCGAAAAAGAUGCUACUUUUCCCCACCGCACCCUCACUCUUCUCUUGUCUCUUUUUAGACGGCCUGGCCUCCUGGUGAUGCUCACCUCGUGCUAAGUGUUGGUGGCCAUCGAGGAUUUUGCAUCCUGGGGACGAAUCCUGAGCUUGCCAGAGACGGACGGUGCAAGGUCCGGCCUCUGUUUCCCCGUGAGGAGCAGCUGCGGCCCAGCGAGAUGUCCCGGCACCACAGCCGCUUCGAAAGAGAUUACCGGGUAGGCUGGGACCGCCGCGAGUGGAGUGCCAACGGGACGCAUGGGACCACCAGCAUCUGCAGCGCCACCGCUGGGGCGGGGGGCAGCUCCGCCAGCAGCCUCAGCACCCGGCCCGGCCUUCUGCCGCUGCCCGUGGUGCCCUCCCGACUGCCCACACCUGCCACGGCCCCCACGCCCUGCACCACUGGCAGCGGCGAGGCCAUCACCAGCCUUGUGGCCAGCUCCGCCCCCGCCACCACCGCCAAGGCCCCCGGAAUCUCCAAAGCAGACAAUCAGUCCCAGGGACUCACGACCAGCAUCCGGUGGGGGCAGACGCCCAUCAAUCAGUCCACGCCUUGGGACACUGAUGAGCCGCCCUCCAAACAGAUGAGGGAGAGCGACAAUCCAGGCACAGGGCCGUGGGUGACCACGGUGGCCGCCGGGAGCCAGCCUGCCCUGAUCGCACACUCCUAUGGAGUGGCCCAGCCUCCCACCUUCAGCCCGGCGGUGAACGUCCAGGCCCCGGUCAUCGGGGUGACCCCCUCACUGCCUCCCCACGUGGGGCCCCAGCUCCCGCUGAUGCCAGGCCACUACUCACUCCCACAGCCGCCCUCCCAGCCGCUGAGCAGCGUGGUGGUCAACAUGCCCGCCCAGGCCCUGUACGCCAGCCCACAGCCCCUGGCUGUCUCCACACUGCCCGGCGUCGGGCAGGUGGCCCGCCCGGGACCCACCGCCGUGGGCAACGGCCACAUGGCAGGGCCCCUGCUGCCUCCACCGCUGCCAGCCCAGCCGUCUGCCACUCUUCCCAGCGGUGCCCCGGCCACCAACGGGCCCCCCACAUCAGAAUCGGCCCACGGGCUACAGAUGCUGCGGACCAUUGGCGUGGGGAAGUAUGAGUUCACGGACCCUGGGCACCCCAAAGAAAUGUUGAAGGAAUUGAACCAGCAGCGCAGAGCGAAAGCGUUUACAGACCUGAAAAUUGUUGUUGAAGGCAGAGAGUUUGAAGUCCACCAAAAUGUUCUAGCUUCCUGCAGCUUGUAUUUCAAGGACCUGAUUCAAAGGUCGGUGCAAGACGGCAGCCAAUGCGGCCGGGAGAAGCUGGAACUGGUCCUGUCCAACCUGCAGGCCGACGUCCUGGAGCUGCUGCUGGAGUUUGUGUACACGGGCUCCCUGGUCAUCGACUCGGCCAAUGCCAAGACCCUGCUGGAGGCGGCCAGCAAGUUCCAGUUCCACACCUUCUGCAAAGUCUGCGUGUCCUUUCUCGAGAAGCAGCUGACGGCCAGCAACUGCCUGGGGGUGCUGGCUAUGGCCGAGGCCAUGCAGUGCAGCGAGCUCUACCACAUGGCCAAGGCCUUCGCACUGCAGAUCUUCCCCGAGGUGGCAGCCCAGGAGGAGAUCCUCAGCAUCUCCAAGGAUGACUUCAUCGCCUACAUCUCCAAUGACAGCCUCAACACCAAGGCCGAGGAGCUAGUGUACGAGACCGUCAUCAAGUGGAUCAAGAAGGACCCCGUGUCCCGCGCGCAGUAUGCAGCGGAGCUGCUGGCGGUGGUCCGCCUCCCAUUCAUUCACCCCAGCUACCUGCUCAACGUGGUGGACAACGAGGAGCUGAUCAAGUCAUCAGAAGCGUGUCGGGACCUGGUCAACGAGGCCAAACGCUACCACAUGCUGCCCCACGCCCGCCAGGAGAUGCAGACGCCCCGAACGCGGCCCCGCCUCUCCGCAGGUGUGGCCGAGGUCAUCGUUUUGGUGGGGGGCCGUCAGAUGGUGGGGAUGACCCAGCGCUCGCUGGUGGCUGUCACCUGCUGGAACCCACAGAACAACAAGUGGUACCCGCUGGCCUCACUGCCUUUCUAUGACCGCGAGUUCUUCAGUGUAGUGAGUGCCGGGGACAACAUCUACCUCUCAGGUGGGAUGGAAUCAGGGGUGACGCUGGCCGAUGUCUGGUGCUACAUGUCCCUGCUCGAUAACUGGAACCUCGUCUCCAGGAUGACGGUCCCCCGCUGUCGGCACAACAGCCUUGUAUACGACGGGAAGAUUUACACCCUCGGGGGACUCGGCGUGGCAGGCAACGUGGACCACGUGGAGAGGUACGACACCAUCACCAACCAAUGGGAGGCGGUAGCCCCUCUGCCCAAGGCAGUGCACUCAGCAGCAGCCACCGUGUGUGGUGGGAAGAUCUAUGUGUUUGGGGGCGUGAACGAGGCAGGACGAGCUGCAGGCGUCCUCCAAUCUUACGUCCCACAGACCAACACAUGGAGUUUCAUCGAGUCCCCAAUGAUUGACAACAAGUACGCUCCAGCCGUCACCCUCAACGGCUUCAUUUUCAUCCUGGGUGGGGCUUAUGCCAGAGCCACCACCAUCUACGACCCAGACAAAGGGAACAUCAAGGCCGGCCCCAACAUGAAUCACUCUCGCCAGUUCUGCAGCGCCGUGGUGCUUGACGGCAAGAUUUACGCAACCGGAGGCAUUGUUAGCAGUGAGGGGCCAGCCCUGGGCAACAUGGAAGCCUAUGAGCCUGCAACCAACACGUGGACCCUCCUCCCCCACAUGCCCUGCCCUGUGUUCAGACACGGCUGUGUCGUGAUAAAGAAAUAUAUCCAAAGCGGCUGACAUCAGCGGAAAGCCCACACCAAGACUGUGGACACGUCUGGUGAGGCAAAUGCUACUCACAAAGAUCGACUUUCAGCAACACCGAUAAGAGGCCGACCAACCCAAUCAAGGAACUCACUGCGCUGGACAGUUUGAAUACUCUCUACAUUGAAUGUAGGAAAUCAUCCUCGCCUUUGGGGGGACAAGAAGGAGUGGCCUCCAGGCAGCAGGAACCACAAACCUCCCAGCAAGCGAGCCAGGCCUCAGCGCUCCUGCAGGGGCACUUGCUCUGAACGGAGGCGCUCGCUUGGCCCCAUGCAAUGGAGUCUCACAUAACUUUCCAGCUGGGAGAGAGCAGCUGUCUUUUCCUUCCUGCAGAGCAAGCUUGACCCCCAGCCAACCAUAGAUCAGUCAUCCUCUGACAAUAUUAGACGUCAGGCUCUUUUGGAAUAAGAUCAAAGUGUCCUUACCACUUUGAUUCCUACUUUUGUUUUUAACCAAUCUACACUUUCAGUGGCCAAGGGAAAACAAGGGACAAUACUACGUUAUGGGGACACGAGGCCAAGGAGGCCACCAGUCCCUACUGGGUCGAUGAGUCCAGCCACCACGUGGAGCCUGAUGUGACUGGGGCAGGGCCACCGUGGGGAGAGCUGGGGACAGCCGUCUGUCCCUUCACAGGGUUUUCUACCGUGUUUUUGCUGGAGAAGGACAAGGUGAUUGUGCUAGCUUUCUCUUAUCCAAUAUGAAUUAUUUAGAUUUCCAAGGCAUUUUCUUGAUAAACAAAAAGGCUAUUUUUAAGUACCGAGAGAAGGAGGCGGCCUCAAGAGGGAUAAUGUGGGAAUUCCCAAAGCUCUUUGUAGGUAGUGCCAGAGUGGGGCAUUUGCUCCAAUUUUUCUAUGUGCAGAAUAGAGGAUCUCUCCUGGGGGGCUGGGGUGGUGAAAGCCCCCAUUUUAUUUUUAGAAAAAGUAACUCCCAGACAGCCCUGUAAAAGCCGUGCCUCAUGGAGGCACUGUCAAGGAAAGAUGACUGUUCCGGAAGGUAACCGGUUCUGGCUCUCAACAUCAGGCCAGCUCCCUCCAUGAGGUAAAGCUGAGGACCCGGGCCAGGCUGGAAGGGAAGGGGGGAGAAUACAUGUCUACAAAGCACAGGAGACUAUUUUUGAUAUUUAUAGCUAUAUAUUAAGGCACCUGCCACAAAGAGCUCUCAGGAUGGGGACAGCCUUCUCAGACGAGCCAUGACAGGCAAAGCCUGACGGGUAAGAGCAGAACUGCUCUUCUAGUAGCAUCUUAACCCAAGCAAGGGGAGCCCUGAGGGGAGGCCACCCCGUGGCUCAGAGAAAGGCCUUCCCGCUAGUCCUCAGACCCUCAAACCUCACACGGUGACCAGUUUCCAUUCCAGGGCACGAAGGAUGCGGCCGCCACUGCUGCGCUGUUGAGUCGAAGUUGGUACCAAAUACACAUUUACCAUGUUUAUAUCUGGGAAGUCGACUUGCCGUCAUCUUAUCGUGAAAACCAUUUCUAAGGAGAAAAGGACAGGACACGCGUUCCAUCUUUCAGUAUUUGAUGACACAAGGUCCCAGUGUUGGGCAUCAACUUCUCGCACUACAAGGUGGCUCCCACUUGGACAAGAUACCAAGCUUCGUUAUGCAGUUUUUAAUAUUAUUUAUUCUUUUAAAAAAGUAAUAAGCACAAAACUACAUACGUUGUAUGUCAUUUAAAGUAUUUAUGUCAAACAGGGUGCAAGUGUGAACCCAAGGACUGGAGCACAAGUGUCUAACUGCCUGGGGCAGGGCGGAUGUCAGCGUUGGUGAGCGUCUGCCUCCAAAGGAGGUGCUAGUGGUCAGCGAGACUCAACACAGAUGACAUUGAAAUCCCGUUUCUCUCCUCAUCUAUCACACUGGAGCAAAACUGGCUAUUUCUGUGAAUGAUAUAAAACAGGGUUCUCUGUAAUGGUAUUGUACAUAGUAUAUGUUUAUUGUUAAGUUCUUGUUAUAUUAUAAUAAAUAUAUUUAUAGCUCUA
Messenger RNA from Bubalus bubalis (water buffalo), 6652 nucleotides. RefSeq names its product kelch like family member 29 (gene KLHL29). The transcript is spliced from 13 exons. The record is from RefSeq and is a predicted model, not a curated record. Bases 2027 to 4654 code for a protein of 875 amino acids. Lineage: Eukaryota; Metazoa; Chordata; Mammalia; Artiodactyla; Bovidae. Gene Ontology annotation, molecular function: protein binding.